Molecule: messenger RNA, 16310 nt
Organism: Pipistrellus kuhlii (Kuhl's pipistrelle)
Lineage: Eukaryota; Metazoa; Chordata; Mammalia; Chiroptera; Vespertilionidae
Gene: RYR2
Product: ryanodine receptor 2
Exons: 105
Coding region: 97-14991 (4964 amino acids)
Biological process (GO): calcium ion transmembrane transport; intracellular calcium ion homeostasis
Cellular component (GO): smooth endoplasmic reticulum; sarcolemma; sarcoplasmic reticulum membrane
Molecular function (GO): calcium ion binding; ryanodine-sensitive calcium-release channel activity; protein binding
Source: RefSeq, a predicted model, not a curated record
CCCGGCCCCCGGCGCCCGGCCCGGCAGCAGGCGCAGCGGCGGCCGCAGGGGCAGCGGCGCGGGCAGCGGGGGGCGCGGGGCCGGCCGGCCGGAGCCAUGGCCGAUACGGGCGAGGGCGAGGACGAGAUCCAGUUCCUGCGGACCGACGACGAGGUGGUGCUGCAGUGCACGGCGGCCGCCCACAAGGAGCAGCAGAAACUGUGCCUGGCGGCCGAAGGGUUUGGCAACAGACUCUGCUUCCUGGAGUCCACCUCCAACUCCAAGAAUGUCCCCCCAGACCUCUCCAUCUGCACCUUUGUGCUGGAGCAGUCCCUCUCUGUCCGGGCCCUCCAGGAGAUGCUGGCCAACACGAUGGAGAAGUCAGAAGGGAAAUUCAUGAUGAAGACGGCUCAAGGGGGUGGCCACCGGACACUCCUCUACGGACACGCCAUCCUGCUGCGCCACUCCAACAGCGGCAUGUAUCUGUGCUGCCUGUCCACCUCCCGGUCUUCAACGGACAAGCUGGCCUUUGACGUUGGCUUGCAAGAGGACACAACAGGCGAGGCUUGCUGGUGGACCAUACACCCCGCCUCCAAGCAGCGGUCUGAGGGGGAGAAGGUGCGCGUUGGCGAUGACCUCAUCUUAGUGAGCGUGUCCUCCGAAAGGUACCUGCACCUGUCCUAUGGCAGCGGCAGCGGCAGCCUGCACGUGGACGCCGCUUUCCAGCUGACGCUCUGGAGCGUGGCCCCCAUCAGCUCUGGAAGUGAAGCGGCCCAAGGGUACCUGAUUGGCGGGGACGUCCUGCGGCUGCUGCACGGACACAUGGAUGAGUGCCUCACCGUCCCCUCUGGGGAGCAUGGGGAGGAGCAGCGGAGGACUGUACAUUAUGAAGGUGGGGCCGUGUCUGUCCACGCCCGCUCCCUGUGGAGACUGGAGACGCUGAGAGUUGCGUGGAGCGGGAGCCACAUACGGUGGGGCCAGCCUUUCCGACUGCGGCACGUCACCACGGGCAAGUACCUGAGUCUCCUGGAAGACAAGAACCUUCUGCUCAUGGACAAAGAGAAGGCCGACGUGAAGUCCACGGCCUUCACCUUCCGCUCUUCCAAGGAAAAAUUGGAUGCAGGGGUGAGAAAAGAAGUUGAUGGCAUGGGAACCUCUGAGAUCAAGUACGGAGACUCGGUCUGCUACAUACAACAUGUGAGCACAGGCCUGUGGCUGACGUACCAGGCUGUGGACGUGAAGUCUGUGAGGAUGGGAGCCAUACAACGCAAGGCCAUCAUGCAUCACGAAGGCCACAUGGACGACGGCAUCAACUUGUCCAGGUCGCAGCAUGAGGAGUCCCGGACCGCACGGGUCAUCCGGAGCACUGUCUUCCUUUUCAACAGGUUUAUAAGGGGCCUGGAUGCUCUGGGCAGGAAGGCGAAGGCGCCCCCCGUGGACUUGCCCAUCGAGUCGGUCAGCCUGAGCCUGCGGGACCUCAUCAGCUACCUGCACCCGCCGGCUGAGCACCUGGAGCACGAGGACAGGCAGAACCGGCUGCGGGCCCUGAAGAACCGGCAGAACCUCUUCCAGGAGGAGGGGAUGAUCAGCCUCGUGCUCCAGUGCGUGGACCGGCUGCACGUCUACAGCAGCGCCGCCCACUUUGCCGAGGUCGCUGGCCGAGAGGCGGGGGAGUCCUGGAAGUCCAUUCUGAAUUCCCUGUAUGAGUUACUAGCGGCUCUCAUUAGAGGAAAUCGGAAAAACUGCGCCCAGUUUUCUGGCUCCCUCGACUGGCUGGUCAGCCGACUGGAAAGACUGGAAGCUUCUUCUGGUAUUCUUGAAGUUUUGCACUGUGUGCUAGUAGAAAGUCCAGAAGCGCUAAAUAUUAUCAAAGAAGGGCAUAUUAAAUCCAUCAUUUCACUUUUAGACAAACAUGGAAGAAAUCACAAGGUUCUGGACGUCCUGUGCUCUCUCUGUGUUUGCCACGGGGUGGCAGUCCGCUCCAAUCAGCAUCUCAUCUGUGACAAUCUCCUGCCUGGAAGGGACCUGUUACUGCAGACACGCCUCGUGAACCACGUCAGCAGCAUGAGACCCAACAUUUUUCUGGGCGUCAGCGAAGGCUCUGCUCAGUAUAAGAAGUGGUACUAUGAGCUGAUGGUGGACCACACCCAGCCCUUCGUGACCGCCGAGGCCACCCACUUGCGUGUGGGCUGGGCGUCCACGGAAGGGCACUCUCCGUACCCCGGCGGCGGUGAGGAGUGGGGCGGGAACGGCGUCGGGGACGACCUCUUUUCCUACGGAUUCGACGGCCUGCACCUGUGGGCAGGCUGUAUCGCCAGCACCGUGAGCUCGCCAAACCAGCACCUGCUGAGGACCGAUGACGUCAUCAGCUGCUGCUUAGAUCUCAGUGCCCCGAGCAUCUCAUUCCGAAUCAAUGGGCAGCCCGUCCAGGGAAUGUUUGAGAAUUUCAACAUCGAUGGCCUCUUCUUCCCCGUUGUCAGUUUCUCUGCAGGAAUCAAGGUCCGCUUUCUGCUCGGAGGGAGACACGGAGAAUUUAAAUUCCUUCCCCCUCCGGGCUAUGCUCCUUGCUAUGAAGCGGUGCUGCCAAAAGAAAAGCUGAAGGUGGAACACAGCCGGGAGUACAAGCAGGAGAGAACGUACACCCGGGACCUGCUGGGCCCCACAGUUGCCCUGACCCAAGCCGCCUUCACGCCGGUCCCCGUGGACACCAGCCAGAUUGUGUUGCCCCCCCACCUGGAGAGGAUAAGAGAAAAGCUGGCAGAGAACAUCCAUGAGCUCUGGGUUAUGAAUAAAAUUGAACUUGGCUGGCAGUAUGGCCCGGUCAGAGACGACAACAAGAGGCAGCACCCCUGCCUGGUGGAGUUCUCCAAGCUGCCGGAGCAGGAGCGCAACUACAACCUGCAGAUGUCGCUGGAGACCCUGAAGACCUUGUUGGCAUUAGGAUGCCAUGUGGGCAUAUCAGAUGAACACGCUGAGGAAAAGGUGAAAAAGAUGAAGCUACCCAAGAAUUACCAGCUGACAAGUGGCUACAAGCCGGCACCGAUGGACCUGAGCUUUAUCAAACUCACCCCGUCUCAGGAAGCAAUGGUGGACAAACUGGCAGAAAAUGCUCACAACGUGUGGGCCCGGGACCGGAUCCGGCAGGGCUGGACCUACGGCAUCCAGCAGGACGUCAAGAACAGGAGAAACCCGCGCCUGGUGCCCUACACCCUUCUGGAUGACAGGACCAAGAAGUCCAACAAGGACAGCCUCCGGGAGGCGGUGCGCACGCUGCUGGGGUACGGCUACAGCCUGGAGGCGCCCGACCAGGACCACGCUGCCCGAGCCGAAGUGUGCAGCAGCCCCGGGGAGCGGUUCCGGAUCUUCCGGGCUGAGAAAACCUACGCCGUGAAGGCGGGAAGGUGGUACUUUGAGUUCGAGACUGUCACCGCUGGGGACAUGCGCGUUGGCUGGAGCAGGCCGGGCUGCCAGCCUGAUCAGGAGCUGGGCUGCGACGAACACGCCUUCGCCUUUGACGGCUUCAAGGCCCAGCGGUGGCACCAGGGCAAUGAGCACUACGGGCGCUCCUGGCAAACGGGCGAUGUCGUGGGAUGCAUGGUGGACAUGACAGAGCGCACCAUGAUGUUCACGCUGAACGGCGAAAUCCUUCUUGACGACUCAGGGUCAGAGCUGGCUUUCAAGGACUUUGAUGUUGGCGAUGGAUUCAUACCCGUGUGCAGCCUUGGGGUGGCUCAGGUGGGAAGGAUGAACUUUGGAAAGGACGUGAGCACCUUGAAGUAUUUCACCAUUUGUGGCUUACAGGAGGGCUACGAGCCGUUCGCCGUUAACACCAACAGGGACAUUACCAUGUGGCUAAGCAAGCGACUUCCUCAGUUCCUCCAGGUUCCUUCAAACCACGAACAUAUUGAGGUGACCAGAAUAGACGGCACCGCGGACACCUCCCCAUGUUUAAAGAUCACUCAGAAGUCCUUCAGUUCCCAGAACAGCAGCACGGACAUCAUGUUCUACCGGCUGAGCAUGCCCAUCGAGUGCGCAGAGGUCUUCUCCAGGACGGCGGCCGGCGGGCUCCCGGGGGCCGGCCUCUUCGGGCCCAAGAGUGACCUGGAGGAUUACGACGCGGAUUCUGAUUUCGAGGUUCUGAUGAAGACAGCUCACGGCCAUCUGGUGCCCGAUCGGGUGGACAAGGACAAAGAAGCUACAAAGCCAGAGUUUAACAACCACAAGGAUUACGCGCAGGAGAAGCCCUCUCGUCUGAAACAGAGAUUCUUGCUGAGAAAGACAAAGCCGGAUUACAGCACGAGCCACUCCGCGAGGCUCACUGAGGACGUCCUAGCGGAUGACCGGGACGACUACGAAUACCUGAUGCAGACGUCCACGUACUAUUACUCGGUGAGGAUCUUCCCUGGACAAGAGCCGGCCAGUGUCUGGGUGGGCUGGGUCACGGCCGACUUCCACCAGUACGACACGUGCUUCGACCUGGACAGAGUUCGCACAGUGACCGUGACUCUGGGAGAUGAGAAAGGGAAGGUGCACGAAAGCCUGGCCAUUGACUCGCUGUGUGGCUUUGGCAUCAAACGCAGCAACUGCUACAUGGUGUGCGCGGGCGAGAGCAUGAGCCCCGGGCAGGUCCGCAACAACAACGGGCUGGAGAUCGGCUGCAUGGUGGACGCCGCCAGCGGGCUGCUCACCUUCACGGCCAACGGCAAGGAGCUGAGCACCUACUACCAGGUGGAGCCAAGCACCAAAUUAUUUCCUGCAGUUUUUGCACAAGCCACAAGUCCCAAUGUCUUCCAGUUUGAGUUGGGAAGAAUAAAGAACGUGAUGCCUCUCUCGGCGGGCCUCUUCAAGAGCGAGCACAGGAACCCCAUGCCUCAGUGUCCCCCGCGCCUCCACGUGCAGUUCCUGUCCCACGUUCUGUGGAGCCGGAUGCCCAACCAGUUCCUGAAGGUGGACGUGUCGCGGGUCAGCGAGCGCCAGGGCUGGCUGGUGCAGUGCGUGGACCCGCUGCAGUUCAUGUCCCUGCACAUCCCCGAGGAGAACAGGUCCGUGGACAUCCUGGAGCUGACGGAGCAGGAGGAGCUGCUGCACUUCCACUCGCACACGCUGCGGCUCUACUCGGCCGUGUGUGCCCUGGGCAACCACCGCGUGGCGCACGCGCUCUGCAGCCACGUGGACGAGGCGCAGCUGCUGUACGCCAUCGAGAGCAAGUACAUGCCCGGCCUGCUGCGCACGGGCUACUACGACCUGCUCAUCGACAUCCACCUGAGCGCCUACGCCACCGCGCGGCUCAUGAUGAACAACGAGUACAUCGUGCCCAUGACCGAGGAGACCAAGAGCAUCACGCUCUUCCCCGACCAGCACAAGGAGCACGGGCUGCCGGGCAUCGGCCUCAGCACCUCGCUGCGGCCGCGCAUGCGCUUCUCCUCGCCCAGCUUCGUGGGCCUCAACCACGACUGCUACCAGUACAGCCCCGAGUUCCCCCUGGACACGCUCAAGACCAAGACCAUGCAGAUGCUGACGGAGGUGGUGCAGGAGGGCGGCCUGCGCGCCAGGGACCCGGUAGGGGGCACCACCGAGUUCCUCUUCGUGCCGCUCAUCAAGCUCUUCUACACGCUGCUCACCAUGGGCGUCUUCCAAGGGGAGGACCUGAAGCACAUCCUGCAGCUCAUUGAGCCCCGGGUGUUCAGGGAGGCCUUCCCGGAGGAGGAGGACCAGGCGCCCUCCAAGGAGCCCCACCCCGAGGAUGCCAGGCCCGAGGGCAUGCGUGGGGACGCUGCAGAGGGGCUGCUGCAGAUGAAACUGCCCGAGCCCGUGAAGCUCCAGAUGUGCCUGCUCCUCCAGUACCUCUGCGACUGCCAGGUCCGGCACCGCAUCGAAGCCAUCGUGGCCUUUUCCGAUGACUUUGUCGCCAGGCUCCAGGACAACCAGCGCUUCCGCUACAACGAAGUCAUGCAGGCCCUGAACAUGUCAGCCGCGCUCACAGCCCGGAAGACGAAGGAGUUCAGGUCGCCCCCACAAGAGCAGAUCAAUAUGCUUCUCAAUUUUAAGGAUGACAAAAACGAGUGUCCAUGUCCAGAGGAAAUCCGAGACCAACUCUUAGAUUUCCAUGAAGAUCUGAUGGCACAUUGUGGCAUCGAGCUGGAUGACGAUGGGUCUCUGGAUGGACACAGUGACCUAACCAUCAGAGGGCGCCUGCUGUCCCUGGUGGAGAAGGUGACGUCCCUGAAGAAGAAACAAGCUGACAAGCCAGCGGAGAGCGACUCUGACAAGUCCUCCACUCUUCAGCAGCUGAUCUCUGAGACGAUGGUGCGGUGGGCUCAGGAGUCUGUCAUCGAGGACCCCGAGCUGGUGAGGGCCAUGUUCGUGCUGCUGCACCGGCAGUAUGACGGCAUUGGGGGGCUGGUCCAGGCCCUGCCCAAGACCUACACCAUCAGCGCCGUCUCCGUGGAGGACACCAUCAACCUGCUGGCCUCCCUGGGCCAGAUCCGCUCUCUGCUGAGCGUGAGGAUGGGCAGAGAAGAGGAAAAGCUCAUGAUUCGGGGAUUAGGGGACAUUAUGAAUAAUAAAGUGUUUUACCAGCACCCGAAUCUCAUGAGGGCACUGGGGAUGCAUGAGACGGUGAUGGAGGUCAUGGUGAACGUCCUUGGUGGUGGGGAGUCCAAGGAGAUCACCUUUCCUAAGAUGGUAGCCAACUGUUGCCGUUUCCUCUGUUACUUCUGUCGGAUCAGCCGGCAGAACCAAAAGGCUAUGUUUGACCAUCUCAGCUACUUACUGGAAAAUAGCAGUGUUGGUCUAGCUUCGCCAGCGAUGAGAGGUUCAACGCCCCUGGAUGUGGCGGCAGCUUCAGUGAUGGACAACAAUGAGCUGGCCUUAGCUCUGCGUGAGCCGGACCUGGAGAAGGUCGUCCGGUAUUUGGCCGGCUGUGGACUGCAGAGCUGCCCGAUGCUAGUGGCCAAGGGCUACCCAGACAUCGGCUGGAACCCAGUCGAAGGGGAGAGAUACCUCGACUUUCUCAGAUUUGCUGUUUUCUGCAACGGGGAGAGCGUGGAGGAGAACGCGAAUGUGGUGGUGCGGCUGCUCAUCCGCAGGCCCGAGUGCUUCGGCCCCGCGCUGCGCGGCGAGGGCGGGAACGGGCUCCUCGCAGCCAUGGAAGAGGCCAUCAAAAUAGCCGAGGACCCUUCUCGAGAUGGCCCCUCCCCAGCCAGCGGGUCCAGCAAAACCCCUGACACAGCGGAGGAGGACAACACCAUCCACAUGGGGAACGCCAUCAUGACCUUUUACGCAGCUUUGAUCGACCUGUUAGGACGCUGUGCCCCUGAGAUGCAUUUGAUUCACGCCGGCAAGGGGGAAGCCAUCAGGAUCAGGUCCAUUUUGAGGUCCCUGAUUCCACUGGGCGAUUUGGUGGGUGUGAUCAGCAUCACCUUCCAGCUGCCCACGAUAGCCAAAGAUGGGAAUGUGGCGGAGCCUGACAUGUCCGCGGGGUUUUGCCCAGAUCACAAGGCAGCCAUGGUUUUGUUCCUUGACAGGGUCUAUGGAAUUGAGGUUCAGGAUUUCCUCCUUCACCUUCUGGAGGUUGGCUUUCUGCCAGAUCUCCGGGCUGCUGCCUCCUUAGACACGGCUGCCCUGAGUGCUACUGACAUGGCCUUGGCCCUCCAUCGGUACCUCUGCACAGCCGUGCUGCCUUUGUUAACAAGAUGUGCCCCUCUGUUUGCUGGCACAGAGCACCACGCGUCCCUCAUCGACUCGUUGCUUCACACCGUGUACAGACUUUCCAAGGGCUGCUCCCUGACCAAAGCUCAGCGGGAUUCCAUAGAAGUUUGUUUGCUCUCUAUCUGUGGCCAACUGAGACCUUCUAUGAUGCAGCACUUACUCAGAAGAUUUGUGUUUGAUGUCCCGCUGUUAAAUGAGCAUGCAAAGAUGCCCCUUAAGCUGCUGACAAACCACUAUGAAAGGUGUUGGAAAUACUACUGUUUGCCUGGCGGGUGGGGCAGCUUCGGAGCCGCCUCUGAGGAAGAGCUGCAUUUAUCCAGGAAAUUGUUCUGGGGCAUGUUUGAUGCCUUGUCUCAAAAGAAAUAUGAACAAGAGCUUUUCAAGCUGGCUCUGCCGUGCCUGAGUGCGGUGGCGGGCGCACUGCCCCCGGAUUACAUGGAGUCAAACCAUGUGGGCAUGAUGGAGAAGCAGUCAUCCAUGGACUCCGAGGGCAACUUCAACCCCCAGCCUGUGGAAACCUCCAACAUCACGAUUCCUGAGAAGCUGGAAUACUUCAUUAACAAAUAUGCUGAGCACUCCCACGACAGGUGGUCCAUGGACAAGUUGGCCAAUGGGUGGAUUUAUGGAGAAACAUAUUCAGACUCAUCUAAAGUUCAACCAUUAAUGAAGCCAUAUAAACUAUUAUCUGAAAAGGAAAAAGAAAUCUAUCGCUGGCCCAUCAAAGAGUCUCUGAAGACGAUGCUGGCCUGGGGCUGGCGAAUUGAGCGCACGCGGGAGGGGGACAGCAUGGCCCUCUGCCACCGGACCCGGCGCAUCUCCCAGACCAGCCAGGUUUCUGUGGACGCUGCACAUGGGUACAGCCCUCGGGCCAUUGACAUGAGCAAUGUCACACUGUCCAGGGACCUGCAUGCCAUGGCAGAAAUGAUGGCUGAAAACUACCAUAAUAUAUGGGCAAAGAAGAAGAAAAUGGAACUGGAGUCCAAAGGGGGCGGGAACCAUCCCCUGCUGGUGCCUUACGAUACGCUGACCGCCAAAGAGAAAGCCAAGGACCGGGAGAAAGCACAGGAUAUCCUCAAGUUCUUGCAGAUCAACGGCUAUGUUGUGUCCAGAGGCUUCAAGGACCUGGAGCUGGACACGCCUACGAUUGAGAAGCGGUUUGCCUACAGCUUCCUCCAGCAGCUCAUCCGCUACGUGGACGAAGCGCAUCAGUAUAUCUUGGAGUUCGAUGGCGGCUGCAGAGGCAAAGGACAGCGCUUCCCUUACGAGCAAGAGAUCAAGUUCUUUGCUAAAGUUGUGCUGCCUCUCAUCGAUCAGUAUUUCAAAAACCACCGUUUGUACUUCCUGUCUGCAGCGAGCAGACCACUGUGCUCCGGGGCACACGCGUCAAACAAGGAGAAGGAAAUGGUGACGAGCCUGUUCUGCAAACUCGGAGUUCUUGUCAGGCAUAGGAUCUCACUGUUUGGAAACGAUGCAGCUUCCAUUGUCAACUGCCUUCACAUUCUGGGCCAGACUCUGGAUGCAAGGACCGUCAUGAAGACCGGCCUGGAGAGCGUCAAGGGCGCGCUCAGUGCGUUUCUGGACAGCGCGGCCGAGGACCUGGACAGGACCCUGGAAAACCUGAAGGAGGGCCAGUUCACGCACACCCGCACCCAGCCGCGGGGCGUCACGCAGAUCAUCAACUACACGACCGUGGCGCUGCUGCCCGUGCUGUCCUCCCUGUUCGAGCACAUCGGCCAGCACCAGUUCGGGGAGGACCUGAUCCUGGAAGAUGUGCAGGUGUCCUGUUAUCGAAUCCUGACCAGCUUAUAUGCUCUGGGAACGAGCAAGAGUAUUUAUGUGGAAAGGCAGCGAUCGGCGGUGGGCGAGUGUCUGGCAGCCUUUGCUGGUGCUUUCCCGGUGGCAUUUCUGGAAACUCAUCUCAACAAACACAACAGCUGCUCCAUCUACAAUACCAGCUCCUCGCGGGAGAGAGCAGCUCUCAAUCUGCCAGCCAACGUGGAAGACGUCUGCCCCAAUAUCCCGUCUCUGGAGAAGCUGAUGGAGGAGAUCGUGGAGCUGGCUGAGUCCGGGAUCCGCUACACGCAGAUGCCGCACGUGAUGGAAGUGAUCCUGCCCAUGCUCUGCAGCUACAUGUCCCGCUGGUGGGAGCAGGGCCCGGAGAGCAGCCCCGCGCGGGCCAGGCUAUGCUGCACCGCGCUGAACUCGGAGCACAUGAACACCCUGCUGGGCAACAUCCUGAAGAUCAUCUACAACAACCUGGGCAUCGACGAGGGCGCCUGGAUGAAGAGGCUGGCAGUGUUUUCCCAGCCGAUUAUAAACAAAGUGAAGCCGCAGCUCCUGAAAACGCACUUCCUGCCGCUCAUGGAGAAGCUGAAGAAGAAGGCGGCCAUGGUGGUGGCGGAGGAGGACCACCUGAAAGCCGAGGCCAGGGGGGACAUGUCCGAGGCCGAGCUGCUCAUCCUGGACGAGUUCACCACGCUGGCCAGGGACCUCUAUGCCUUCUACCCGCUCCUCAUCCGAUUCGUGGACUACAACAGGGCCAAGUGGCUCAAAGAACCCAGCCCGGAAGCCGAGGACCUGUUCCGCAUGGUGGCCGAGGUGUUCAUCUUCUGGUCCAAGUCCCACAAUUUCAAGAGAGAGGAGCAGAACUUCGUGGUCCAGAAUGAAAUCAACAACAUGUCCUUCCUCAUCUCCGACACCAAGUCCAAGAUGUCAAAGGCCGCUGUUUCCGACCAGGAGAGGAAGAAGAUGAGGCGGAAAGGGGACCGCUACUCCGUGCAGACCUCCCUCAUCGUGGCUGCGCUGCGGCGGCUGCUGCCCAUCGGGCUGAACAUCUGUGCCCCCGGAGACCAGGAGCUCAUUGCUCUGGCCAAGAACCGGCUGAGUCUGAAAGACACCGAGGAUGAAGUCCGAGAUAUAAUCCGCAGUAAUAUUCAUUUACAAGGCAAGUUGGAGGAUCCUGCUAUUAGAUGGCAGAUGGCUCUUUACAAAGACCUGCCGAACAGGCCCGAGGACAGCGCCGAUCCCGAGAAGACGGUGGAGAGAGUCCUGGACAUAGCGAGCGUGCUCUUCCACCUGGAGCAGGUGGAGCAUCCUCAGAGGUCCAAGAAGGCCGUGUGGCACAAGCUGCUGUCCAAGCAGCGGAAACGGGCGGUGGUGGCCUGCUUCCGCAUGGCCCCUCUCUACAAUCUGCCCAGGCAUCGGGCCGUCAAUCUCUUUCUUCAGGGGUACGAGAAGUCCUGGAUUGAGACAGAAGAGCAUUACUUUGAGGAUAAACUGAUAGAAGACUUAGCGAAACCUGGAGCAGAACCUCCGGAGGAAGACGAAGGCACCAAGAGAGUUGAUCCUCUGCAUCAGCUGAUCCUUCUGUUCAGCCGAACGGCCUUAACGGAGAAAUGCAAACUGGAGGAAGAUUUUUUAUACAUGGCAUAUGCAGAUAUUAUGGCAAAGAGUUGUCAUGACGAAGAUGACGAUGACAGUGAAGAAGAGGUGAAGAGUUUUGAAGUCACGGGAUCCCAGCGCAGCAAGGAAAAGGAAAUGGAGAAGCAGAAGCUUCUGUACCAGCAAGCCCGGCUGCAUGAGCGUGGCGCCGCCGAGAUGGUGCUGCAGACCAUCAGCGCCAGCAAAGGUGAAACUGGACCGAUGGUGGCUGCGACUUUGAAACUUGGAAUUGCGAUCCUCAAUGGCGGGAACUCCACAGUGCAGCAGAAAAUGCUCGACUACCUCAAGGAGAAGAAGGACGUGGGCUUCUUCCAGAGCCUCGCAGGCCUGAUGCAGUCAUGCAGCGUCCUCGACCUGAACGCCUUUGAGCGGCAGAACAAAGCUGAAGGGCUGGGGAUGGUGACCGAGGAGGGAUCAGGCGAGAAGGUUCUUCAGGACGAUGAGUUCACCUGCGACCUCUUCCGCUUCCUGCAGCUGCUCUGUGAGGGACACAACUCAGAUUUCCAGAAUUACCUGAGGACGCAGACUGGCAACAACACCACCGUGAACAUCAUCAUCUCCACCGUGGACUACCUGCUGCGGGUGCAGGAGUCCAUCAGUGAUUUCUAUUGGUACUACUCCGGGAAAGACGUGAUUGAUGAGCAAGGACAGCGGAACUUCUCCAAAGCGAUUCAAGUAGCAAAGCAAGUCUUUAACACUCUCACAGAGUACAUCCAGGGCCCGUGCACGGGGAACCAGCAGAGCCUGGCCCACAGCCGGCUCUGGGAUGCGGUCGUGGGCUUCCUGCACGUGUUCGCCCACAUGCAGAUGAAGCUGUCCCAGGACUCCAGUCAGAUCGAGCUCCUGAAAGAACUGAUGGACCUGCAGAAGGACAUGGUGGUCAUGCUGCUGUCCAUGCUGGAAGGUAACGUCGUGAACGGGACCAUCGGCAAGCAGAUGGUCGACAUGCUCGUGGAGUCGUCCAACAACGUGGAGAUGAUCCUCAAGUUCUUCGACAUGUUCCUAAAGCUCAAGGACCUGACGUCCUCCGACACGUUCAAGGAAUACGACCCCGACGGCAAGGGCGUCGUUUCCAAGCGGGACUUCCACAAAGCCAUGGAGAGCCACAAGCACUACACGCCGUCGGAGACCGAGUUCCUGCUGUCCUGCGCGGAGACGGACGAGAACGAGACCCUGGACUACGAGGAGUUCGUGAAGCGCUUCCACGAGCCGGCCAAGGACAUCAGCUUCAACGUGGCCGUGCUGCUGACCAACCUGUCGGAGCACAUGCCCAACGACUCGCGGCUGCAGACCUUCCUGGAGCUGGCAGAGAGCGUGCUGCGCUACUUCCAGCCCUUCCUGGGCCGCAUCGAGAUCAUGGGCAGCGCCAAGCGCAUCGAGCGCGUGUACUUCGAGAUCAGCGAGUCCAGCCGCACGCAGUGGGAGAAGCCGCAGGUCAAGGAGUCCAAGCGCCAGUUCAUCUUCGACGUGGUCAACGAGGGCGGCGAGAAGGAGAAGAUGGAGCUCUUCGUGAACUUCUGCGAGGACACCAUCUUCGAGAUGCAGCUGGCCGCCCAGAUCUCCGAGUCCGACCUCACCGAGCGCUCGGCCAGCAAGGAGGAGGGCGAGAAGGAGAAGCCGGAGGAGCAGAGCCCGAGGACGGGCUUCUUCUCGCUCCUGACCGUGCGCUCGGCCCUGCUGGCCCUCCGCUCCAACCUGCUGGCCCUCCUGCGCAUGCUCAGCCUCAAGAGCCUCAAGAAGCAGAUGAAGAAGGUGAAGAAGAUGACGGUGCGGGACAUGGCCACGGCACUCUUCGCCUCCUACUGGGGCGCGCUGGCCAGCCUGCUGCACGUCGUGGCCAGCGUCCUGCGCGGCUUCUCCCGCAUCGUGGGCAGCCUGCUGCUGGGGGGCAGCCUGGUGGAGGGCGCCAAGAAGAUCCGGGUGGCCGAGCUGCUGGCCGACAUGCCGGACCCCACGCAGGACGAGGUGCGGGGCGACGGGGAGGAGGGCGAGCGGAAGCCGCUGGAGGCCGCCCUGCCCUCGGAGGACCUCACCGACCUGAAGGAGCUGACAGAGGAGAGCGACCUGCUGUCCGACAUCUUCGGCUUGGACCUCAAGCGGGAAGGGGGGCAGUACAAGCUCAUCCCGCACAACCCCAACGCCGGCCUCAGCGACCUCAUGAGCAACCCGGACCCCGUUCCCGAGGCGCCAGAGAAAGUGCAGGAACAGGAGACAAAAGAGGAAGAAAAGGAAGAAAAAGAAGAAAACAAGUCGGAACCCGAGAAAGCCGAGGGAGAAGACGGAGAGAAAGAAGAGAAGGCCAAAGACGAGAAGGGCCGGCAGAAGCUGCGGCUGAUCCACACGCACCGCUACGGGGAGCCCGAGGCCCCCGAGUCCGUGUUCUGGAAGAAGAUCAUCGCUUAUCAGCAGAAGCUCCUGAACUAUUUUGCUCGCAACUUUUACAACAUGAGAAUGCUGGCCUUAUUUGUCGCCUUUGCGAUCAACUUCAUCUUGCUCUUCUAUAAGGUCUCCACUUCUUCUGUGGUUGAAGGCAAGGAGCUGCCCCCUCGCAGCGCAAGCGAAAGCGCCAAGGUCAGCAUCCCGGACGAGGGCGGUGGCGGGGAGGACGCGCCCGGCGUGCUGGCGGUGCACUACGUGCUGGAGGAGAGCAGCGGCUACAUGGAGCCCACGCUGCGCAUCCUGGCCGUGCUGCACACCAUCAUCUCCUUCUUCUGCAUCAUCGGCUACUACUGCCUGAAGGUCCCGCUGGUUAUUUUUAAGCGCGAAAAGGAAGUGGCUCGGAAAUUGGAAUUUGACGGGCUUUACAUCACAGAGCAGCCUUCGGAAGACGAUAUCAAAGGCCAGUGGGACCGGCUGGUAAUCAACACUCAGUCAUUUCCCAACAACUACUGGGACAAAUUUGUCAAAAGAAAGGUGAUGGACAAAUACGGCGAGUUCUACGGUCGGGACAGGAUCAGUGAGCUGCUGGGCAUGGACAAGGCCGCCCUGGACUUCAGCGACGCCCGCGAGAAAAAGAAGCCCAAGAAAGACAGCUCGCUGGCCGCGGUACUGAACUCCAUCGAUGUGAAGUAUCAGAUGUGGAAACUCGGAGUCGUUUUCACGGACAACUCUUUCCUGUACCUGGCCUGGUACAUGACCAUGUCCGUGCUGGGGCACUACAACAACUUCUUCUUCGCGGCUCAUCUUCUCGACAUCGCCAUGGGCUUCAAGACGCUGAGGACCAUCUUGUCGUCAGUCACGCACAACGGCAAGCAGCUGGUAUUAACCGUGGGCUUAUUGGCUGUGGUCGUAUACCUGUACACGGUGGUGGCAUUCAAUUUCUUCCGGAAAUUCUACAACAAAAGUGAAGAUGGAGACACGCCGGAUAUGAAGUGUGACGACAUGCUAACGUGCUACAUGUUCCACAUGUACGUGGGCGUGCGGGCUGGAGGGGGCAUCGGCGACGAGAUUGAGGACCCGGCAGGUGACGAGUAUGAGAUCUACCGGAUCAUCUUCGACAUCACCUUCUUCUUCUUCGUCAUCGUCAUCCUCCUGGCGAUCAUACAAGGUUUGAUCAUUGAUGCGUUUGGAGAACUCCGAGACCAGCAGGAACAGGUCAAGGAGGACAUGGAGACCAAGUGCUUCAUCUGCGGGAUAGGCAACGACUACUUUGACACGGUGCCCCACGGCUUCGAGACACACACGCUGCAGGAGCACAACCUGGCCAACUACCUGUUUUUCCUGAUGUAUCUCAUCAACAAGGACGAGACAGAGCACACGGGGCAGGAAUCUUACGUGUGGAAGAUGUACCAGGAAAGGUGCUGGGAGUUCUUCCCCGCUGGGGACUGUUUCCGGAAGCAGUAUGAAGACCAGCUGAACUAACUCAGACCGGCACCCGGAAACUGAGCACCCGCCCCCUCCGUGGCCCUCUGCCUCUCACUCACUCUCUCUGCCUCUCUGCCUCUCUCUCUGUGCCUCUCUCUCUCUCUCUCUCUCUCUGCCUCUCUGCCCCCACCCCCCCUCUCUCUGCCUCUCUCUGCCUCUCUCUUUCUCUGCCUCUCUCUGCCUCUCUCUCUAACUCUCUCUGACUCUCUCUGACUCUGUCUCUUGCAAACAUCCGCUGAUGUGAGACUUGCCGCCUUCCAUGCUUCCUGGGGGCAGUGGCUGUGCACCUGGCCGGGCCUUCCCCCGCUUGUGUAUUUUCUUUGAGAAUCACCACGGAAGAACCACCGUACUCAUCCGCAGACCACAUGGAACUCGGGAAAGAAAGCCAUCUGGACACUCGGUCACAACACGGACAGACGUCCUUCCAGGACGGGGAGCUCCCCGAGGGCGAGGUCAGGGGAAGGCGGGCCGCGCCCCGGGCUCCUCACGCCUCCGUCCGGGGAGGGACCCGGCGGUCCCCAGCUGCAGUGCCUCCGCCGGUGGCGAGGGAAACAGUGCCUUACUCAGUGGGCUGAGCUAUGCAGAAGACGCGUGCGUGGAGCAUCUUAUUUUCAUGUCCACUUGUUCUCCUUCGGUUGGUUUUGUGCGUUUUUUCCUUGUCCUUGUACUCGGUGGGGGAGGGUGGCGAAGCAGUCCGUGCACUUUCCAAGGAGCCGGUGGCCGGCCUCGUGACGAGGGGCUCCUCUCAUCCCCCCCCCCCCAUCACGCCCCCCGACGGCCCAGCUCCCCUCCCCGCCAUGCUCUGAGGCAACCCUGCAACUCGAUGAAACCGAUCCUCGUGUGCAACAGACCGCAGACACACACCUCCGACAGAUCUCACUGCAUGUCCAUGAUGCAAGUUUCCACCGACGGAGAAACCCUCCGAGGCCGGCUGGUCCCGCGAGAACGGUCCCCGUCACUGGUCCACGGCGAGACAGGGCGCCGUGGGCCCCCGAGUCCGCAGCCGGCACCGUCCACCCGCCGAGACCGCUGCGGACCUGAGCCAUCCUGGGGCCCUCUCUUCCCGCCAGCUGUGACCAGCGGCCGAGUGAGGACUUCUCGUCCGGCCAUUUCUCAAUAUCGAUGCUGAAGCAAUAUCCAUUCAGGGAGUUGGUCGGUUGCAUAAACCCCCGGGGGAUGGGAUCAGUCACUCCAUUGGCGUCCUUCCCAUGGAUGCUGGGAGGAAGGCAGUGGGAUGGAAGCAAGGCCACGUGGCCAACCUUGGGGCUCUUUUAAUUUAGGAUUGUAACACUGCUCUGAUUAAACUAUUUAACUAA